AAACAUCAGAUCAAAGAAACAGAACACAAAUCAAGAAUUAAACCAAAGUCAAGUCACUCGAUAACACAAACAAUGUCUCUAAUUCCAAGCUUUUUCGGAGGACGAAGAUCAAACGUUUUUGAUCCCUUCUCGCUAGAUGCAUGGGAUCCAUUCGAAGGACUCUUCACUCCUUCCUCGUUAGCAAACGCAUCCGGUUCAACCGCUCGUGAAAUGGCAGCGUUUACAAACGCAAGAGUGGACUGGAAGGAGACUCCUGAGGCACACAUGUUCAAAGCCGACUUGCCUGGAUUGAAGAAAGAGGAAGUGAAGGUUGAGGUUGAAGACAAGAACAUACUUCAGAUAAGCGGAGAGAGGAGCAAGGAGAACGAAGAGAAGAGCGACAAAUGGCACCGUGUGGAGAGGGCAAGCGGGAAGUUUAUGAGGAGGUUUAAGUUACCUGAGAAUGCUAAGAUGGAAGAAGUGAAGGCGGCAAUGGAGAACGGUGUGCUUACGAUUACGGUGCCGAAAGCUCCUGAGAAGAAGCAUGAGGUCAAGUCUGUUGACAUCUCUGGCUAAGUCACUGUCGAUGAAUAUGAAGAACUGGAUAUUUGGUUUGUGGUAUAAACAGUGUGUUUGGUUUGCUUAAGUGUUUGUGUGGUUUUUUGGUUUGUUGUGUUGUGCAAUUGUUACUUGUUCUUGAAAUCAUGAAUGUAACAUGUUAAAUCAAUAAACAAAUGUUUCUUUAGUCG
Molecule: messenger RNA, 728 nt
Organism: Brassica napus (rape)
Lineage: Eukaryota; Viridiplantae; Streptophyta; Magnoliopsida; Brassicales; Brassicaceae
Product: 18.1 kDa class I heat shock protein-like
Exons: 1
Coding region: 73-555 (160 amino acids)
Biological process (GO): response to salt stress; response to heat; protein complex oligomerization
Source: RefSeq, a predicted model, not a curated record